CGGGUUGUCCCGACGCAGUUAUGAGCUACAGGGACGGAAAAACAGAUGGAAGGUUAACCGGCCUGUCAUCUACACGUAUCAGUUAUUUUGAUUAACUUCAUUAUCUGCCAGGGAAUUUAUGCCUGUUGUUGUAUGAUAAGUUAUCUUUAGCCAUCUCGCCCUGAGUUGUGAUCAGAUAGCUACAGAAUGGACUCGGCUCAGGGGGAUUUCUCUCCACUCAAACGCUUUGUAGUUGCCAAGAAGAAGAUCAGUGAGGUGUUUGAGCAACUCUUGGAAUAUGUGAAGGAAGGCACACUGUUUGUACAAGAAACGUGUCAGAAUGAAGCCUUGGAGAACAUUGCAAGUCUGGGCCAACAAGAGCAGAUUCAGGAAUACUUUAACAAACUGCAAACAAUCAAAGACGUGCUAGCUCGCAGGCACAUGAAGGUUGCCUUCUUUGGCAGGACAAGUAAUGGGAAGAGUACCGUGGUCAAUGCCAUGCUGAGGGACCGGGUCCUGCCCAGUGGCAUGGGCCACACCACCAACUGCUUCUUGAGUGUGGAGGGCACGGAUGCAGACCACGCCUACCUCAAGACCGAGGGCUCAGAGGAGGAGAAGAGCAUCAAGACCGUCAACCAGCUGGGUCAUGCGCUGCACAUGGACCAGAGUCUGGAUGCCGGCUGCCUGGUGCGCGUCUUCUGGCCUAAGACCAAAUGUGCCCUGCUCAGAGACGACCUGGUCCUCGUAGACAGCCCUGGGACGGAUGUCACCACUCAGCUGGACAGCUGGAUAGACAAGUUCUGCCUGGACGCUGACGUUUUCGUUCUGGUGGCCAACUCAGAGUCCACCCUCAUGAACACGGAGAAGCAUUUCUUCCACAAGGUGAACGCGAAGCUUUCCAAACCCAACGUCUUUAUCCUCAACAACCGCUGGGACGCCUCGGCCAACGAGCCGGAGUACAUGGAGGAGGUGCGGAAACAGCACACAGACCGCUGUGUGAACUUCCUGGUGGAGGAGCUGAAGGUGGUGGACAGGGAGCAGGCACCCAACCGCAUCUUCUUUGUGUCGGCCAAGGAGGUGCUCAACUCCCGCAUGCAGCGCGCCCAGGGUAUGCCAGAGGCCGGUGGUGCAUUGGCCGAAGGCUUCCAGGAGAGGCUCAAGGAGUUUCAAAACUUUGAAAGGAUAUUUGAGGAGUGUAUCUCGCAGUCAGCAGUGAAAACAAAGUUUGAGCAGCACACUAUCAGGGCCAAACAGAUCACUGCUACGGUCAAAGCCAUCAUGGACGCCAUCAACAUUGAGGCAGCUGAGAAGAGAGUGGCCUCAUUGGAGGACCGUGAGUACCAGAUUGACCGCCUGGAAUUUGUGAAGAACCAGCUCAACCUACUAAUGGACGACAUUAAGAAGAAGAUCAAGGCCAUCACGUCAGAGGUGGAGAGCAAGGUUUCCAGUGCAAUGGGUGAAGAGAUCUGUCGUCUAAACGUUCUCGUCGAGGAGUUCCACUCAGAUUUCCACCCAUCGCACCAUGUCCUCAAGCUCUACAAGUCUGAGCUGUUGAGCCACAUCGAGGAGGGCAUGGGCAAAAACCUGGCCUUCCGCUGCUCCAACGCCAUCAACGCCUCUGUGCAGUCAUCCCAGAGACACAUGAUCGAGAGUAUGCAGCCUCUGCUGCCACCUGCUGUCCAGGACCAGAUCCAGGUAUUGGUGCCAAGCCACAAGUUUGACCUGAGCUACGACCUAAACUGCGCUUCACUCUGCUCGGACUUCCAGGAGAAUAUAGAGUUCCAGUUCUCGCUGGGCUGGACGACACUGGUCAACCGCUUCCUGGGGCCCACCAACGCCAAGCGGGCUCUCAUGCUGGUUGACAAGAACUUUCCGAUGACUCGCUCUCUGUCCACCACGCCCUCCAGUGGCCCCUCCUCGUUGGCAGUGAGCCAGCCCCAGGAAGCUGUGGUCUCCCAGGAGGAGCUGAUGAUGGCCAUGGUCACCAACAUCGCCUCCCUCACCUCCCGCACAUCUGUGAGCAUGGUCAUCGUUGGAGGAGUGGUUUGGCGGACUGUGGGCUGGCGUCUCAUAGCCUUGUCGGCCUCCAUGUACGGCCUGCUCUACCUCUGGGAGAAGCUCACGUGGACCACCAAGGCCAAGGAGAGAGCCCUCAAGCGCCAGUUUGUGGACUACGCCACUGAGAAGUUGCAGCUCAUCGUCAGUUUCACCAGUUCCAACUGCAGCCAUCAGGUCCAACAGGAGAUGGCCACGACCUUUGCACGGCUGUGCCAGCAGGUGGACCUGACACAGAGGGAGCUGCAGGGGGAGAUCAGUCAACUGACCGCCAAAAUCCAGACCCUGGAGACCGUCCAGAGCCGAUCCAAGAUCCUCCGGCAUAAAGCCACGGAGUUGGAAAAGCAGUUGGAGAAUUUUACGAACCAGUAUCUGAAUAUCCAUCAAUGAUGGACUGGGCCUCUGGCGCUACUCGUUUCCUUGGAGCCUCAGUCCCAGCAUCUGGUGUUGAAUACCAAUUCCUGGCCCCCCUGCCGCCGACCUCCCCAGAAAUAAGUCCAGACCACCCUUGACAGUAGUAUUCCUCUUGGGAUAUCCCCACAUCUUGAACAGUUGUUUCUCUAAGAAGAUAUAAGCAAGUGUGUCCGGUCUUUCAUACAAAUCACAGAAGCACUUUGCCGGGAACAAACUGUGUGCGUCAGUACCGAAGAUUGAGAUGUAAAACCUUGGUUGGUAUGGGAUCAGGUGCUCUGGACUGUGUAUUGACUCCUCUUCUAACUGUGAAUAUGCCUUUCACUACCUGCUGGUGAGUUUGUGUACUCCUAAGGGGAAAAUGUGACUUUCAUUUGGAGCAAAAUUUGUUCAGGAUGAACCUUGAAACUGGUACCGCAUUGCAGGAAAAACUUUUGUGAAGGUCGUUCCCUAAAAUUCAGCGAAUAGAUAUUGGGCUUGACACAAAGGCCUUUGUACUCUUCGUAAGCAGCAUUCUUUAAGAAUCAAACCUAUUCAUGUCCGAUCAAGGAAAUACAAACGGUGUUAAAUGAAAGCAUUUUAUAAGCCUUUUAUAAGUUUGUCUGCAGUUUCUACUGUUUUGAUCUGUCAUGUUUACCAUGAUUACCUUUGAACAAUCUCCACUUUGUAAGGAUAAAAAGUUUGUUCUUUUUUUUUUUUUUGAUGAAUGUGAAUUGAAAUAUCUCCUGAGUUACCAGAAUCUAUUAAAAGAAAAUGUGUCCAUGGACACAAUGUCAAGUGAUUCUGGUGUUUUAAUGGACACAACCUAAGAUGAAUAACUCACAUUCUUGGUUGAAAUGGAAUGUAUCAAUUGCAUAAAAAAGAACCAAGCUUUUAUGGAAUUGUAGGUGGGUAGCAUUCAAGCAACUAGUAAAGUAAUUUAUUAACCAUAACUUUUCAUCCAACAUUGCUUCAACACAAAUCCUUGGUUAAAAGCUUUUUAUUGGUUACAAUAUCAUGGCAACGUAUCUGUAUCACCAAGCCACUGUACAAAUACAAAACAAACAAAAUCUGGUGUGAAAAAGACUAUAAAAAUUAUUCCAUAACAAGUGAUUAUAAUGUCCACACAAUAGCACUGUAAGAGAAAUCAUGGCACCAAGUCCCUGUUUUUUUUCACUGGCUAGAAACACUAAGGAAAAAUCGAAUAAGACUUAUUAGAUCGGAGAGCCUGAAGGCAGUGCAUUAAUUCGUGUCAGUGUUUGUGGUGAUCAGCAGAUGAGACGCUGCUCAUCAAAAGGAGGGCGGUGGUUGCAUUUUCAACAUUAGAUCAUCUUUGUUUCCAUCGAUAUGCGCUCCUCCGUUUUCAGAUUUGUCCAAACAACACAAAA
This is a messenger RNA of Esox lucius (northern pike), 3812 nucleotides long. It is a transcript of the gene mfn1b, whose product is annotated as mitofusin 1b. The record is from RefSeq and is a predicted model, not a curated record. Gene Ontology annotation, biological process: mitochondrion localization; mitochondrial fusion. Gene Ontology annotation, molecular function: GTP binding; GTPase activity. The transcript is spliced from 18 exons. NCBI's taxonomy places the organism in Eukaryota, Metazoa, Chordata, Actinopteri, Esociformes, Esocidae. The coding region runs from base 187 to 2424 and encodes 745 amino acids. Gene Ontology annotation, cellular component: mitochondrial outer membrane.